GUGCAGCAAAAAUAUCGAUACCUCCAUUAGCCAUUUGAACACUCUCUACGACCCACAUUUUAGAUACGGGAAUCGAGGCUAAGCAACACAUAGCAACUAGCAAGUAGCUAAUGAAAUUUGGUUAAAAUUGGAUAAUCAUGAGGAUUCGAUUCUAACUUCUUUAAAAUCUUCCUAUUGCACGAAGUGUGCCUAGCUUAGUUGGUUAUGUUUUUUUGAUGAAAUCUGUCUAUAAGUUGACUUGGCACAUUUACGGUUAUUUAUUAUUUUAAUACGCCCUCCGUUUCAGAAUAUAGAGAGUUUUAGAGUUGGACACGGUUAUUAAGAAAGUAAGUAGAAUUAAAUAGGAAGUGUUAACGACAAAAUUUGGUAAGCCCGGAGCAAUCAUCGGCUUAGAGUCAGUAUUGACUUCAAAAUCCUAGAAUCGACCGAUGGAAACUAUCAAUCGCCAACAGUUGUAUUCUUGAUGGAUUCGGGUAAAGAUCAAUUAAAUGAAGCUUAUCUAGAAGAGUCCAAGUUCAAGGAGGAUGCGACAUGGCAGUUUAUCUAUUAAUUAGGUAGGGUUUAGUUUCCUUUUAUCUUUAGGAAAGUGUCUUUAGUAUCCGAUAAGGAGUUUAUGUUUUCCCUUUAUCUUUAGUAAAGUUUCUUUCUUAUCUUACAAGGACUAUACUACUCAUGGGUAUAAAUAUGUAUACCCGGGGUCAUUGUAAUUUAUCUCUCGAUCAAUACUACUCCGGCGCAUCACCACCCUCCUUUCUGAGGUUUUACUUAUCAACCGGCGGAAUUUGGCACCUGACACGGGGCUGCAUCGGUUCAGUUCGAUCUUCGACAAAGGGGUAAGUCCUACGUUCCGUCGGCCCUGGUGAAUCUAUCGGCUACAUUGGUGUUGUUCAAGGCUGCAUCGCUUCGAUCUCUUGGAUCGCUCUGGUUUGGUUGAUAUAUUUGCCUACCUGAUAUCUCAAUUAUAUCUCUUGCAUUGUGUUUAGAGGCGCAUCGGUUUAGUUGGGAUUGUCUUGGUUAGAUCCGAUCUUCUGUCUUAGCCGAUAUAUCUCUAUAAUUACAAUGUUGUUAUAAACAGAUUUGUUAUAUUCAUCACAUUAGAUAGAUCUAUCGGCUCAUCGGUUAGGUCCGACCUACUAGAUUGUUGUUGAUAAUAGAAAUCUUGUUAAGCCGAUAGGUUGAUGCUAAUGUUUUAUCAGGGUGCUAGCCGAUAAGUUAAUGCUAGUGUUUUAUCGGGGUGCUAGCCGAUAAGUUAUCUGGACAUUGCAUCGGCUUACAAAGAUUACAUACAAAUUGGAUUUAGCCGAUUGCAACAAAGGUUUCACUGUUUAUCUAAAUUGAUUGGAUUUUAUGACAUCGGAAUUUUAGCCGAUGUAUGCUUUAACCAUCGAAUCAAUACUUAUCAUAUCAUAUUAUUAUUAGUCGAUUGGUUUCUAUUGGAUUAUAUUAUUGUUGGGGCAUUUGCAAAUUUGCCACCGUUUUUUUCAAUUUUGCAAGGAUGCCACUCGAAUGCCAGUUCUAGUGGCAUUUUUGCAAUUUUCUAGUGGCAGUUUUGCAAUAACGAUUCAAAGCAGUGGUAAAAUUGCAAUUUCCCCUUUUUAUUAUCAUCAACCGAUUGUCUUUAUAUCAUUAUCUGCAUUGGACAUAUAGCCGAUUGCUCAAAACCCUAUCGACAUCGGCUGGAAUCGGUAUCAGCUAAUAUCGGCUAUCGACUAGAAUUAUUCCAUCGGCUUGUCAGCCGAUCGACUGUCUUAUUUGAUGUUUACAUGUCUUGUCAGUUGCAGGAUCAAACUGACUGGCACGUCCGCAUCUCAUCAACAUCUUGGACCUACACUGGAGCUAAGCAGAUCUCCCAGGCCGUAUGUUUUUUUGCAUCAACAGGAAGGGGUUGUGAUUGCUUGAGAAGUGGGGGUAGGUGGGAAAAGUAAAUGGUGGAGAAGUUGUUAUAUUUUGUGACAAAUCCUUAGUGCUAAAGUUAUUAUAUUUUGGGACAGAGAGAGUAAUAGGUAAUCCAUUGGUAACAUGAUGGCUGUAAUAACUUUGUCAAUCUUAAGAUAUAUCAGUUCAGUCUUUGGAGAAUGUGCUCAUAUAGGUAAUGUAUGCAUGUAUGACGUUUUUAGGCAGGGCGGCUAGGGCUUGGGCCCUAGGCUUGCCUUUAAAAACUUGCUUAAAUUUUGUUGAUUCACCAUGUAAAUUUUUCAGAAAACUAAUACUCCGUUAGUCGAGCCCUACUUUAGCCCUAGUCUUAUAUAAUUUCUGGCUCCACCACUGUUUUUAGGGAUGCACACACGUGUCUUUCAGGGUCUGCGACUGUAUCGUGUUUCGAAAAAAGAACUUAUUUCUAUCGAUUUAUUACUAUAUAAGAGUUAGAAGUGUCAUAGAGUGAUUUUAAGCUAUUUGACUAGUCACACGUUACGCUACAAACUCUAUGUACCGAUCACUUUACUUCAAGGCACAUUAUUCACCACACCUAACAUCUCUGGGAGCAUUAAUCACGUCACCUAGCAUCUCUGGAAAUAAAUCUACGUUAAUACAAUUUCGAGUAGUUUUGAGGGUCAUUUUUGAAAAAACCACACCAAUGUGAAAUACCCAAAUUGCCCAUUUUGCCCUAGAUAUUUCAAUCCCCUUCCCCUCUCGCUAUUCCCCAUUUUCCCUUUCAUCUGGCGGCGGCGAGAGGCGGGAACUCCGGGACGAGGGCGCCACCACCAAAAUUUCGUUCGAAAACCUCCUCCCCUCCCCCUCCGCCCGCGCCGCCGUCCUCCGGCGAGCGAGCAUCCGCCUCCUUCCCGCCGCCGGAGCGAACCCCCUCCUCCGAGGAUCCUUCUCCCCCCCUCACACACACCCCCGUCGUCGUCUUCUCGUUUCUCUUGCGCUGUUAGUGAGAUUGUGCGUGGUGCCUCCUUUACUCGAUGUUUUAUCCAGUCUGAAAUCGAGUUCACUGGUGCAGACCCCCGCCGCUGUCUCGGCCUCUCGAUCUGGUCUCCUCCAAAUCCUCUGAUUGCUUAAUCCUCUUCAGUCUCGCGGCAGCAGGCGAUUGAACAUUGAAGGGACUAGUGUGUCAUGGGUGUAGCUGUACAUCUACUUUCAAAUAGUAUUUGAUGUAGAGCAUGUGUCAGUGGAUACUCAUUUCCAGGAAAGAUCAUUUCAUGUGAGGUAUUCUGUGGUGUAUUGUGCAAGACUAUGAUGGAGUGCAACCGCGAAGAGGCCUUUAGGGCCAGGGAAAUUGCUUUAAGAAAGAUGGAAAACAAAGACUUCAAUGGUGCCCAAAAGAUUGUUCUUAAAGCUCAAAAGCUUUUCCCAGAGCUUGAGAACAUAUCCCAGCUGUUAAAUAUCUGUCAUGUACAUUGUGCAGCAGAAGCAACGGUAAAUGGACAGACGGACUGGUAUGGAAUCCUUCAAGUGGAGGCGACAGCAGAUGAGGCUACCAUAAGAAAGCAAUACCGCAAGCUUGCCUUUUCACUUCAUCCUGACAAAAAUAGUUUCGCUGGCGCUGAAGCUGCUUUCAAGUUGGUUGCUGAAGCUCAUUCACUAUUGUGUGAUCCAACAAAACGUCCUAUUUAUGACAUCAAAAGGAAUAAUAUUCCCAGAAAGGCUCCAAAGCAAGCUACACGGCCCACAAAGAAAACUCAGGCAAACAAAUACAGUGUACCUGUAUACUUACAUGCAUUUUGGACAAUGUGCCCACAUUGUCAGAUGCGAUAUCAGUACUACAACAAUGCCAUAAAUACUACUGUCUGUUGUAUGAACUGCAGAAGGAAUUUUUUUGCAUACAACCUGCAAGAACAGCCUGUGCCUACACCAAAUGUACCUUAUAGUUCUCAAUUUCCAGCAAACAUGUUUCCAAAUCAACGGCGUGAUCCCAUCAGUCGACAGGGCCACCCUGUGAAGCUUUCUUGCACAGGUGGAAACACAGAUGUGAGGCCGGGGACAUAUAGCUGGCCAGGCAGUGAUGAGAGAACUAUUCAGUCAGAGAUGACAAGGGGGAAAGAUCAAUUUCCAGCAAGGAAUCAAGAUAAAUAUUCUGUACCAACAGCAAAUGGGAAUUCAGGUGGAUGUUCAAUACCAGUUCCUGAUUGUCCAGACACUAUUGACAGGCAAAAGUUGGGUAGAGAAGAUGCAUCUGUUGCACCUGCUAUGAAUGUGCCUGGUCAUUCGAAGCUUCAUUCGACAGGUGGAGGCACAAAUGCCAAACCACGGGUAAAUGUGGCACAAUGGAAGGAAACCACAAAAGAGGAUAGCAGUGCAAGUGUUGAAAAGAAAGCAAACCAGUCAAUGAUGAAUCAAAGAAAAUCUUCUGCCCAAACUGCAAAUGAGAAUGCCAGUGGAAGAUUCAAGCCAGACCAUGCUGAUCCAAAUGUUUUUGACAGAAAGAACUUUGGUACAGAAGAUUCAUUUCCAGUGCCCAAUUCUGCAGUACCCUCCAGUCUCCGGAGAUCAGCUAGGAGAAAGCAAGAUGCUGGUGACAACGGCAGCAUGAACUCCAAGGUCAGAAAGAAGCAAAAGAAGAAUAAUGUGCUAUCUGAUGUUGACUUGAAUUGCCAGCAAAUAUUCAACAAUAAUGGCACUAGUGGUGACAAACAAUCUGCUCCACCUCAUGUGUCGAGCACAGUAGACAUUCAAGAUAAAACAAAAGUUACAGAUGCAGAUAGUAAGACCAAGGCAGAAUCUACUGAUACUGCUGGUUGGAAUGUGCCUUCCUGCUUUGAAAAACUAUCAUUCCCUGAUCCAGAUUUCUAUGAUUUUGAGAAGCUCAGGGAUAUCAAUAUGUUCGCAGUUGGUCAGAUAUGGGCCCUUUAUGAUGACCUUGAUGGCAUGCCAAGAUUUUAUGCUCGAAUUAAACAUUUUGAUGCAUCCAACUUCAAAGCUCAUCUCACUUGGUUGGAGUACAAUGCAGCAAGUGAAGAAGAGAAGAAAUGGACUGAUGAAGAACUACCUGUUGCUUGUGGUAAGUUUUGCUUAGGGUCAACAGAGGUAUCACAUGACAGACUCAUGUUCUCUCACAUUGUUUCAUGGACAAAAGGCAAAAAGAGGAAUGCCUAUGAAGUAUAUCCUAAUAAGGGUGAGGUAUGGGCGCUUUAUAAGGAUUGGAGCAUGCAGUGGAAUUCAGAUGCAGACAGCCAUCGGUCUUAUGAGUAUGAAGUUGUUGAAAUCUUGUCAGAUUUCUCAGUUAAUGAUGGUAUCACUGUUGUCCCAUUAGUCAGGAUUAAAGGCUUUGUGAGUUUAUUUGCGGCGGCUAAAGACAAAUCCACAAAUGUGAUAGUGUCGAGUGAGUUGCUUCGAUUUUCUCACAGUAUCCCCUCUUAUAGGACAAAUGGAAAUGAGAAAGUAGGUUCCCCAGCAGGGUUUAUAGAACUUGACACUGCUUGUCUCCCCAAUGACAUGGAUAUAAUAUUUCCUUCUGUCCCCCUGGAAUCUUACAUCUCCCUUGGCAAGAAAGAGGACAGUACGAUCAUUGAUUUGACCAAUGAUAGUACAAGUAGUAGAAUGGAUCCUGGAAAUGAGAAAAAGGAGAAUCUGCCUGAAGCACAUAUUUGCCGCCCAGUGUCUACAGAAAAUCAUGAAAGUCUUUCUUAUGAGAAAAACACAUCCUUGCCCAAAAAUGGCCAUGAUGCCAACGGUUUUGGCAAUUCUUCUGAGCCAAGCUGUCCCUCCCCAAGUAUUUAUUCAUAUCCUGAUUCAGAAUUCCAUAACUUCGAGGAAGGCCGCACAUGUGAGAAGUUUGAACCUGGACAAAUUUGGGCUUUAUACAGUGAUGCUGAUAAAUUUCCCAAGUUCUAUGGUUGGAUAAGCAAAGUCGAGCUACAACCAUUCAGAGUACAUUUGAUCUGGCUUGAAGCUUGUCCUGAACAGGAGCAGGAGAAACAGUGGUUGGAUCAGGACAUACCAGUCUGCUGUGGCAAAUUUAAAAUUCGGACCUGGAAAGCCCAAUAUGAGACAACUGAUACUUUCUCUCAUUUAGUGCACACGGGACAGAGGGACUCAACAUGGCAGAUUGACAUUCUUCCACAAGUAGGCGAAAUUUGGUGUAUCUACAUGAACUGGACAUCUGACUGGACUCCUUCCAGCAUAGAUAUGUGCGAGUUCGCCAUCGGCGAGAUCAUUGAGUGCACGGAAGCACUUAUAAAAGUUUCUCUGCUGACCCAAGUUAAUGGCUACAGAGCGGUGUUUAAGCCUGACAGGCAAAGUGGAGUUCUGGAGAUACCUAAAAGAGAUCGUUUGAAGUUUUCUCAUCAAAUACCAUCCUUCCGUCUGACAGAAGAAAGAGGUGGCAAGCUCCGUGGCUUCUAUGAGCUUGAUCCAGCCUCUGUUCCUGACGUUUUCCUCUACAGGGACACCCCAUGACUUGCCAACGUCAAAGCAGACUCUUGAAGUAGUAGAACUGAAAUCUGGUCUUAAUUAUAAUAUAUCCUGAUAUAUGCUGCUAUCCAUUUUCUGUGUACAUGUAUGCCUGAUCUGUUGUUUAUUCAGAAUCCUGCUACUAACUUUUGAAAUUCUAUAGCCUAUGCUACUUGGCAAUUGUCAUGUUUUGCGGUUUUGCCCAAGGAUAAGACCUGUUCAAAACCAUCAUAAUAUAUGGGUUGCAACUUGCAAGCAAUUAGUAUUGCUCUUUCUGAAGUUAUAUGUGUUUAUUGUUUUUCCUAGAGUCAUGUGGGUCUUACAUAACUUUGGCUCCUGACUACCGUUGAAACUGUGCAGCAUUGUCUGCAUGACCAUUGUAUGUACCAUCAAUGUUUCUACUUUCUGUGACUAAUCUGUUCUAAAAUUUGGCUGCAAUGUAUGAAUUCUGCUGCUGUACAUA
Molecule: messenger RNA, 6796 nt
Organism: Oryza sativa Japonica Group (Japanese rice)
Lineage: Eukaryota; Viridiplantae; Streptophyta; Magnoliopsida; Poales; Poaceae
Source: RefSeq, a predicted model, not a curated record